Messenger RNA from Micropterus salmoides (largemouth bass), 3545 nucleotides. RefSeq names its product vacuolar protein sorting-associated protein 13C-like. Gene Ontology annotation, cellular component: extrinsic component of membrane. The transcript is spliced from 25 exons. Gene Ontology annotation, biological process: protein targeting to vacuole; protein retention in Golgi apparatus; mitochondrion organization. The annotation marks the transcript as partial. The record is from RefSeq and is a predicted model, not a curated record. NCBI's taxonomy places the organism in Eukaryota, Metazoa, Chordata, Actinopteri, Centrarchiformes, Centrarchidae.
UCUCAGAGGGCACAGCCUCCACCUUCGACUCCUCUUUGAAAGAGAAAGCCCCCUUCACCAUCAGAAACUCUCUUGGGAUUCCUCUCAUCGUGCAGCACAGCAGCAACCUGAGGCCGGUGGGGUCAUCAGCGCAGGGACGGAUACAUGAGCUGUCCGUGGAUCAGAGCAUGGACCUGGAGUACUCUGUGUUCGAGCCGUCAUCACGGGGCAAACUGUCAGCUCUGCAGCGGCAAGAGAGCUGCCUGUUCCACCUCACCAUCGUUCCCUCCGGAUACAGCGAGAUCUCCAACAUCGCUGUAGACAAACCGGGUCGACGUCUCUACAACAUCCGUAGUCCGUUGAUACCGGAGGCGGUCUCUGUGCUGCUGCAGAUCGACGCUGCAGAGGGCAACAAGGUCAUCACUGUCCGUUCGCCGCUGCAGAUAAAGAAUCACUUCUCUGUGCCGUUCACCAUCCUGAUGUACUGUCCAAAGUCCAGGAGCCUGCAGAGCGUCGGACAGGCCGAACCUGAGAAAGAGUUUCACAUCGCCUUAGAAACAUACAGAUGUCAGCUGUUUGUACGUCCGGCGGGUCGUCUGGAGGCUCAGUACGGUCCGUCCUCCACCUGCGUGGCGUGGAAGGAGCAGGUGCACCGCAGCUCGGAGGUGCGUUCGGUGCUGCAGUGUCCGGCGGCCGACAGCAGCCUGCUGCCGCUGAUGGUCAGCACGCUGGCUGUCCCCGACGACCUGCGACACAUCGCCAGCCACGGAGAGGAAGACUGGUACCCCGCCUACGUCAUCCACCUCCACCCUGUGGCCACGCUACGCAACCUGCUGCCCUACACCGUCCGCUACUUGAUGGAGAACUCAGCAGACACUUACGAGCUUCAGGAAGGAAGCACGUCGGACCUCCUGAACGCUCGUGUCUCAGGUGAGAUCAUGUCGUUGGUGCUGAUGAGGUAUCAGGGCCGCGACUGGCACGGACAUCUUCGUGUCGAACAGGAAAUGCCGGAGUUCUUUGCCGUGUGUCUCACGUGUGACUCGGACACCAACGUGACGGUGGAUGUGAGCGUUCACGUGACGAGGACGGCGAGCCGCCUGCUGCUGUCACUCUUCAGCCCGUACUGGAUCAUCAACAAAACUUCUCGAGUGCUGCAGUACAGAGCAGAGGACGUCAGCUUCAAACACCCGGCCGACUGCCGAGACAUCUUCCUGUUCUCUUUCAGGAAAAAGAACCUCUUCAGCAAGAACAAGCUCCAGUUGUGUGUGUCCACCAGCUCCUGGUCUGAAGGUUUCUCUCUGGACACCGUGGGAAGUUACGGCUGCGUUCGCUGUCCGGCUAACAACAUGGACUUCCUGGUGGGCGUCAGUAUCCAGAUGAGCAGUUUUAACCUGACCAGGAUCGUCACCAUGAGUCCAUUCUACACUCUGGUCAACAAGACGUCCUAUGAGCUGGAGGUGGGAGAAGUGACCAGCCAGACCUCCACCAGGUGGCACUACAUCGCCACCACAGAGUGCCUCCCUCUGUGGCCGGAGAACACUUCGGGGAAGUUGUGUGUCCGUGUGGUCGGAUCUGAAUCCACCUCCAAGUACUUCUUCUUUAACCGACAGGACAACGGCACCGUGCUGAGCCUCGACAUGUGCGGUGGGAUCAUCGUGGAUGUCAACAUCUCCGAUCUCGCCACCAUCAUCAGCUUCAGCGAUUACUAUGACGGAGCAGCUCCGGCCCUCCUGGUCAACCACACGCCCUGGGUCACCAUCAGCUACCGGCAAAGCGGCUCAGCGAUGGAUCACCAGCUACAACCCAACGAAGCCCGACGCUUUGCGUGGGACGACCCAGCCAGCGCCCGAACGCUCAGCUGGAGCUCCGGGGGACAUUCUGGAGAGCUGGACCUGCUGAAGGAUGAGGUGGGUCAGUUCUCCUACGACAACUUGAGUCAGAUCCACUGGGUUUCCUUUCUGGACGGACGCCAGCGGGUACUGCUGUUCACCGAGGACGUCGCCGUGGUGACAAAAGCUCGGCAGGCCGAGGAGCUGGAACAGUUCCAGCAAGAAGUAAAGGUGUCGCUACAGAACCUGGGACUGUCCCUGAUCAACAACAGCAGCCGGAAGGAGAUCGCUUACAUCGGCAUCACCAGCUCAGGUGUGGUUUGGGAGAUGAAGCCAAAGAAUCGCUGGAAGCCGUUCAAUCAGAAAAACAUCAUCCUGCUGGAGGAAACAUACCAGCGUCAGCUGAGCGGGAAGACCGAGGGGGGCUGGGUCAAACUGCAGACCAACCUGGAGGUGAACCUCAGUGGUGUGACCAUGAUGAUGCGUCAGCCGUUUUCCUGCCAGGUGAGGAGGAACUUCCUGUCUGGGAUCCAGGUGGAGUACAAACAGUCACUGCAUCAGCGUAGUCUGAGGGCCCAGCUGCACUGGCUGCAGGUGGAUAACCAGCUGCCAGGUGCCAUUUUCCCCAUCGUCUUCCACCCUGUUCCUCCUCCGAAGUCCAUCGCUCUGGACUCAGAGCCGAAGCCGUUCAUCGACGUGUCCAUCAUCACCAGGUUCAACCAGUACAGCAGUGUCAUGCAGUUCAAAUACUUCAUGGCUCUGGUUCAAGAGAUGGCGGUGAAAAUCGAUCAGGGUUUCCUGGAAGCCAUCGUGGCUGUGUUCACACCUGCCGCUGACCCCCAGGCCGACAGACAGAAGUCUCGCCUGUUAGAGAGAGAUCUGCAGCUGCUGCAGUCCGAGCUGACGGAGGUGUCGCUCACCGACGCUUCAGGACUCAGCUUCUUCGAACAUUUCCACAUCUCCCCCAUUAAGCUUCAUCUCAGUCUGUCUCUGGGCUCCAGCGGUGGGAACUCGUCUCAGGGGACAGUGUCCGUUGAGUCUCUUAACCUGCUGUUAAAAAGUAUCGGUGCCACGCUGACCGACGUUGAUGACCUCAUUUUCAAACUGGCCUUCUUCGAGGUGAAGUACCAGUUUUACAGCAGAGAGAAGCUGAUGUGGGCGGUGGUCCGGCACUACAGUGAGCAGUUCCUGAAGCAGAUGUAUGUUCUGGUUCUGGGUCUGGACGUCCUGGGAAACCCGUUUGGACUGAUCCGAGGUCUGUCUGAGGGAGUGGAGGCCUUCUUCUACGAACCUUUCCAAGGGGCAGUCCAGGGUCCAGAGGAGUUCGCUGAAGGUUUUGUGAUCGGAGUCCGUAGCCUGCUGGGUCACACUGUCGGUGGCGCUGCAGGGGUGGUUUCCAGGAUCACGGGGUCAGUGGGUAAAGGUCUGGCAGCCAUCACCAUGGAUAAGGAGUACCAACAGAAACGACGAGAGGAGAUGAACCGACCGCCUAGAGACUUCGGAGAGAGUCUGGCUAAAGGAGGAGUUGGACUGCUGAAGGGAGUCAUGGGUGGAGUAACAGGCAUCGUCACCAAACCUGUGGAGGGGGCGAAGAAGGAGGGCGCAGCAGGUUUCUUUAAGGGCAUCGGGAAAGGUCUGGUAGGCGUGGUGGCCCGGCCGACAGGCGGCAUCGUGGACAUGGCCAGCAGCACCUUCCAGGGCAUCCAGAGAGCGGCGGAGUCGACAGAGGAAGUGACC